GUUUGCAGAUUAUCCCCGAGACUCAUUCUACCUACCGUCGAGGGCAACAGUCCAGAAUCUUCUAGCAUCACCCCUUGGCUUACUCGCACGCAUCCGCCAUUUUCACCAUGAAGGCGACAUUCUCUCUUGCCGGCCUCGCAUUUGCCGGUGCCGCCUUGGCCGGCUACUGUAACAACAACUGUGGACGCGCCGUUGCAGGCACUGCCAAGGGUGACACCUAUGAGGCUCGCCGGUCCGAGUGUGCUGCUUUUCUGGCCACGACCACCACGGUCACCCCUACUACUGUCACUGCCACCACCACCCUGGCGCAGGCCCCGGCCGUGACCGAGAGGAACGUCCACGGCCGCCGCGACCAAGCCGCGGGGGCCAACGACGCUAUCCCCACGUUCGCCUCCAUGUGCAAGGACGUGACGGCCUAUUGGAACGCCUGCUACUGCUUCGCCGGCAUGACUUCUACGACGGUCACCGUGACGGCCCCGACCCCGACCUCGACGGUCACCGAGACGCCCGCCCCGCCGGCCGCGCCCACCUGCACCCCGGGCCUCGAGUGGGCUGCCUACUACUUCGACCGCGCCUCGGACAAGGGCCAGAUGCUGUGGCGGACCGCCGCGCAAAGCGUCAACAACCUCAACACCCCGCUGAUCCUCCAGGGCGCGACGCCCCUGCGGACGGGCGUGACUGAGGCGCCUGGAGUCGUCUUCCAGACCAACUACAGCCCCGGCGUGCCCUUCAGCGCCUACGGCAGCCCCAUCCCAGGGACCAACAUUUGGGGCUCGCUCAUUGUGCACCGCGGCUACAUCCGGGCGGGCAGGUCGGGCACGUACAGCAUCUACAUGCCGCACGUCGACGACACGCUGGUGGCGUGGAUCGGCGACCGCGCGCGGUCCGGCUUCACCAUCGCCGACGCCACCUUCAAGCUCAACGAGAAUUCCAUCCCGCCUUCAAGGGCUUGGUCCUUCGACCUCGCGGCCGGCGACGUCGUGCCCUUCCGUCUGUUCUGGUCCAACGGCGGCGGGCCGGGCGGGCUGAACAUCCAGAUCCGCGACCCGGCCGGAAACGUCAUCUCCGGCCAGGGCGCUGCCGGCAGCUCCCAGAUCAUCACCUCGUGCUCGGGUGCGGGUGCACCGGCGGCCGCGUCAGCUUGGCCCGCGUGGGAGAGCGAGGUUGUCGGCGGAGUUCCAACGUGAGGUGUGGUGGGAAGCAGGUUCUGUGCUGCUUGGUCUGGCAAAGAGGGGUUGCAUCAUUCACCUCUGAAUAUUAAUAACUAAUUUGGAAUCGUCAAAUUAUGCCAAUCGGUUGUAUCGUUCAUGCUUGAUCGUCACUGAAGUCAUGACGCAUGACGAGAUGAAAGCCGAAGGUUGUGGGUCAACACAAGUUUUUUUUCUUAUUCCUUCCCCACUUUUUUCUUCUUCUUUUUUUUUUGAUAACAAAAAACGUGUCGUCAAAUUAAUAAAUGUGAAAGAAUUCCACGUCGAAAGACUUCAUCCCUA
This is a messenger RNA of Gaeumannomyces tritici R3-111a-1, 1490 nucleotides long. RefSeq lists its product as hypothetical. The record is from RefSeq and is a predicted model, not a curated record. Lineage: Eukaryota; Fungi; Ascomycota; Sordariomycetes; Magnaporthales; Magnaporthaceae. Bases 108 to 1187 code for a protein of 359 amino acids. The transcript has 2 exons.